Messenger RNA from Hyaena hyaena (striped hyena), 1245 nucleotides. It is a transcript of the gene CHCT1, whose product is annotated as chromosome unknown C17orf64 homolog. The record is from RefSeq and is a predicted model, not a curated record. Lineage: Eukaryota; Metazoa; Chordata; Mammalia; Carnivora; Hyaenidae. Bases 1 to 1056 code for a protein of 351 amino acids. The transcript has 7 exons.
AUGUCCCUGUCAUGUGCAGGUACCGCCGCCAGAUGGCGAGAGGGAGGACUGGGAGGACCCCGCGGCGUCUGGAGGGAGGGGAAUACUAGCCGGUCUCCGUGGCCCACGGCGACCCGACCCCGCUCCGGCGAAGACUGGGGAGGAAGCGGGAAGUACGGACUGGCUGCGGGAGACGGGCCCCCGGGCCCAGAGGACAUGAGGGGACGUGGCUGGAGACUUAAGCAUCGCAGGGAAGAAGAUGCCGGCUGUGUGAACGGAGGCUGCAGCGGUCCCCUCGGCGCCGUACCCCGCGGAGACAUCAGGAGUGCCACUCUGGAGCCCCCCAGUGCGCCUGUUGAGACGGAGGCCUCAAAUGGGCAAGAGGGUGAAGGGGACAAGUCCCUAAAGAAGGUGACAGAUGACCUGGCGACAGGUGUACCCUGCUUAGAGAAGAGCUCUGGCACCACCCCUUCUGGAGACUCACUUGUACGCCAUGCCAAGGGCCUGGGCCAGGACACCUUCAAAAUUUGUAAAGAAUAUCUAAGGCCACUGAAGAAGUUCUUGCGAAAGUUACACCUGCCCAGGGACAUUCCGCAGAAGAAGAAGCUGAAGUACAUGAAGCAGAGCCUGGUGGUCCUAGGGGACCACAUCAACACCUUUCUGCAACAUUACUGCCGAACCUGGGAAAUCAAGCACUGGAGGAAGAUGCUCUGGCGAUUUGUCUCUCUCUUCUCAGAACUGGAGGCGAAACAGCUUUGCAGGCUCUACAAGUACACCAAGAGCAACCAGACGGCCAAGUUCCUGGUGGCCUUCCGCCCCCGGGACGCCCCCGAGAGCUCCUUGCUGGCCCACCAGGAAGACUGUCUGCCCAAGCUCUGCAGUGCCUGGGGGCUGCAUGGCAACAUCAGCGGCAUGAAGGAGAGGCUGUCCAAGAUGCAGGCCCCGGGCCUGGAGGCCUCCCUGCUGGGGGAGCCCAGAUCCCAGGCCCAGGUCAUGAAAGAUCCUCUAAGGAAACCUCCGCACAAAACAAAACUCAAGAGAAAGAGGAUUAAGGAAGCCCCAGGGACCUGCCCAUAAGAACAUCAGGCGAGGACAGAGGGCCGGCUCACCCCGGGCCCCAGAGCGCUGGUCUUCAACACCUCUGCACCCUGGGGGCUGGGACCAAUGAGAGGAAAGAAGAAAACUGUCUUUAUUAAGAGGAUGCUCGGCUCUUAGUUAUGUGUAAAUGGGGUGGGAAAUAAAUAACCUUAAGACAGUUCUACCUUA